Molecule: messenger RNA, 997 nt
Organism: Funneliformis mosseae
Lineage: Eukaryota; Fungi; Glomeromycota; Glomeromycetes; Glomerales; Glomeraceae
Source: the annotation of a GenBank genome assembly
GUCAAUUUGUAUCCUUCAGAUAAGCCAUUUGAUAUAUAUACUGGUGUGGCUACAAGAGUAAAUGAAUUGUUGGCAAAUGACGCAAAAAAAGAUGAUGAACUAGCAAUAAUAUCUUGUGGCAAAAUUACUCGUAAAGUCGUCAAACAAACUGUGAUGACUAGUGUUUAUGGCGUGACUUUCGUUGGGGCCAGGUUACAAAUAGAAUCCCGUCUUAAAGAGAUUGAAGACAUUCCUCAGGAAAAAGUUAGAGAUUUAUCGUUAUACAUUACUAAACUCGUAUUUAAAUGUCUUGGAGAAAUGUUUCAUGGAGCUAGAGCUAUUCAAGACUGGCUUGUUGAAUGUGCUAAGCGGAUUUCAAAAAGUGUACCAUCAGAAGUUGUAUUUUCGGAUCAAAGUUUAUCUGAACAUAGAAUUGAAGGUAAAAAUUUUAUGGAUAAUGAUCUAGAAAAUUUACAAGAUUCCUCUGGGAAUGGGAACGAAGAAAAUAAUAUGAAUAAUAAUAUAAAUGAAAUAAAUGACGACGAGGAGAAUAAACAUAACAAUUUGACUAAUAAAAAAAGAUCUAUUGUCAUAAUACCACCUAGUAAACCCGGUCUAAAUCAAAUGACAACUGUAGUUUGGACCACACCAUUAGACUUGCCUAUUGUACAGCCUUAUCGUAAAUUAGGCAAGAAAGCCGUCAAAACAAAUCUUCAAACUAUUAACAUUGAAGAUCCAGGUGUUCCUAGUCCGGUGAAUUCUAUUAAGCAACGGGCGGCAUUUCCUCCUAAUUUUAUUCAUUCACUUGAUGCGACCCAUAUGUUAAUGACUGCACUGGGUUGUAAGGAAAAGAAUUUGGAGUUUGCUUCUGUGCAUGAUAGUUUCUGGACACACGCUUGUGAUGUGGAGGUUAUGAAUGAAACAAUACGUGACCAAUUCGUCAAACUUCAUGAACAACCUAUCAUGGAGAAUCUUCGAAAUGAAUUUAUCAAGCGUUAUAAAGGAUAUAAAUUGACCU